Orcinus orca (killer whale) is the source of this 1289-nucleotide messenger RNA. RefSeq lists its product as uncharacterized. Bases 281 to 1048 code for a protein of 255 amino acids. Lineage: Eukaryota; Metazoa; Chordata; Mammalia; Artiodactyla; Delphinidae. The record is from RefSeq and is a predicted model, not a curated record. The transcript has 3 exons.
GACCUGGGUUUUUGAGAAAGAAUGGGGAUUUCCCAGGCAGAGGCGGGGAGGAAGGUAUGGAAGUGCUUCGAGAAGCGCCAGAAAUUCCGUGUGGCCAAGGCCACGGUUUUUUCAUCUAUACCUCACCCAUCUACCUCACACGUGAGGGAACCAUCUUUGAGUCUUCAAAAGCUAAAAAGGGUAACCCUGAAAUUAAAGAAUCCAAGUUACCAAGAGGUUUCCAUCCCAAAGGCUUGGGGUAGAUUGCCAAGUCUGUGGAGGCAAGUUGGUUCCUGUUCAGAUGGCAGAGGGAUGCGAUUGGGCUGGAAGUGGAAAGCAGCAUUUGCCAGUAGAGAAGAGAAGCUGUACCGCAGGUAGUGACAGAGCCAAGGGGGCCGUCGGGGGAGCACGGAGGCUGGGCCAGAGGUGGAGAUCGGGCAGAUGGCUGUUGAACACCAGGUUGGGAUUACUGAGGGUCCUGCAGAAGCAGGGAAUUUGUGCAGCGCCAGAAUGCCGUUUCUGUGUGAUUCCAGCUCAUGUUUACGAUCUGUGCAGCUGUCAGAAACCACAAGAUGGAGACGGAAGGAUUUACCUCUUUUCUGUCCUCGUUCCACAUGCAAGUCAUCUUCCCCUCAACGCCGGCAAGAUAACUGACGUCACGCAAGUGGUCUGGGGUGACAGUGUGCAAAGGAGGAAGAUGGGAGGGUGGGGAUCCCAGGGCGGAAGUCAAGAGGCCUGUAUUUCAGCCCUACUCCCACCACUAACCCCCCUGUCUGGACCACAGAUUCUGCAUGGGCAAGAGAAAGCAUCCCCUCCAGCUUCAAACGUCUUAACAAUUUAUGACGCCUGGGAGUGUCAUUGCACUGGUGCCUGGAGGUGCAGACACAGCUCCCCCUACCGGCAGCCUCCGGGCAGUGAGACCGUGGUCACCCGCUCAGCCUGCUGGUCUCGCUGCGGAGGUGGCCCGGCUGUGGAGACCGUGCGAAAGGUUAGCAAAGGGGAAAGUGAUUUGGGGGCGCUCCCAACUCACCGCCCCGCUCUAAAGUGUAUACAGCCCUGUGUGUGCUGAAAGAAACGUGCUUAGGAUUCAGAUGGGCAAAGGUUUCAAAGGGGACAAACGGAUUAUAGAAUAAUUUAGGUGAGAGUCAGAUGGUGGAGGUCAGGGGCCGCUGGAAAGGCUUGUGCUCAGCCUUGUUAACGAAAAGCCACAAUUAUUAAAAAAUGCUUUUUAUUUUUUUAAGCGUGAAAUAUUCUCUUCAAGGCAGGUGUACAUCUAUUCUCUGAAAGUGAAAAAUAAAUUAUUCUAUAGA